AUGGUUUGUCUAAAUAUUGUAAAAUUAACUUCUUUUUUAUUAUUAAUCAAUUUAUUAAUUCUUCCAAUACUGUCAAUGCCAAAUUCAGAAAAUUUUGAACUUUUGAACGCUGGAAAGUCUAAUCCUGAAAUUCAACAUAUCGAAAAACGCCGACGACGUGGAACUUUGCUCAAAGCAGCUGGAGGAGGUGCGGCUCUUGGACUUGGGGCUGUUAUGCUCCACAAAGCUUUCAAGAAGAAGAAUUAAAUAUUUAAAUUUUAAGAUUAUGAAUUUUAUAUGAUAAAGGACAUAAAUAAAUGAUAAUUUCAACUUUUUUUUAACUUUUUUAUAUAAAAUGAAGAAUGUAUGUUUUCCGAGUGAUAUCAUUCAUUUCCAAUUGUCUGUUGGUUUCUACUUAUCAUGUUAACUGUAUAGUAAUAAAAUAAAUCUUAAUAAACUUUGUUAUAGAAAUUAUUAAGAUUAUUUUUGUUCAAUCUUGCAUGGGCUAAUUUCUUGAACGAAAUUUGGGGCAGAGAGGGGAGGGGAAGCUUUAAUAGUCUUCUCUAUCGUAUUUUGUGAAGUUGGCCCUGUUGAUGAAAAUUUUAGUUUUCGAUUUAAGAAACCUUUUUUGCAAUUACGCACAGUGGAUUGUGAUCAUGAGUGCUUGAAAUUUAUUCCCGAUUAUGGACAAUUCCCCAAUCACCAAAGAGCGGUGAG
Meloidogyne enterolobii is the source of this 696-nucleotide messenger RNA. The record is from the annotation of a GenBank genome assembly. NCBI's taxonomy places the organism in Eukaryota, Metazoa, Nematoda, Chromadorea, Rhabditida, Meloidogynidae.